UAUUCCUGUAUCCUGACCCCACCCCUUUAUAAAAACACAAGUAGAGUUGUGGAAAGAUUCUUCAUCGAGGCAACAGGCAGAGCAGGAGCCACCCGAGGUGAGAGGAGGCUCAGAGGAGAUGGCACAGGCGAACAUCUCGGUGACGGAGAGCCAGUUCAGGUGUCCCAUCUGCCUGGACAUCCUGAAGGACCCGGUGUCCAUCCCCUGCGGACACACUUAUUGCAUGGCGUGCAUCAACAACUACUGGGACCAGGCGGAGUCGGGCCAGUUCAGCUGCCCUCAGUGCCGGGAGACGUUCAGCCCUCGGCCGGUUUUGCGGAGGAACACGGUGCUCGCCGAGGUCGUCGACAAACUCAAGGUGAGCGAGAUUGUCACGUCGCCGGAGCUUUACCUGGUGGGAGUCGGAGAAGUUCCGUGUGACUUCUGCCCGACUGAGAGCAAGCUGAGGGCGGUCAAGUCGUGCCUGGUGUGCCUGGCGUCUUUCUGCGAGCUCCAUGUCGCGCCGCACCGGGAGGUCGGCACGCUGCGGCGGCACAAGCUGGUGGCCGCCGUGGAGUGUCUGGCGGAGCGGCUCUGCGCUCAGCACCGCCUGGGUCUGGAGCCCGCGGGGAGCGGCUCCGAGGCGGAGGCCGCGGUGGAGUGGAGCGGAGACUGCCUGCUGUGCGAGGCAGACCAGGAGGAGGUGCACAGCGUGGAUGCCCAGAGAACCAGGAGACAGCUCCAGCUCCAGGAGUCUCAGAGGAUGGUCCAGGGGAGGAUUCGGAACAGAGAGCGAGAGAUAGAGGAGUUUCAACAAAGCUUAGAGUCUCUCAAGGUGUCAGCAUCCGCUGUUCUGGAAGAUAGUGAAGCUCUGUUUGCAGAUAUGGCACUCCGCCUGGAGAAAACCAAGGCAGAGGUUCGCGCGAGGCUGGAGACGAAGGAGCGAGCAGUGGUGGGGAGAGCCAAACGCGACAUAGAGAUGCUGGAGAAAGAUUUGGAGGAGCUGAGGAGGAGAGAUGAGGAGAUCAGUCAGCUGCUGCACACAGAAGACAACACACAUUUCUUACAGGCGGCUCCACUGCUGUGCGUCCCUCUCACCACUGGUCGGCACUCCAGAGCCCUCAGCCUGCCCACAGAGGCCUUCAGUGGCGCCAGGAAAGCACUGUGCCACCUCCGCAGCCGAAUGGAGGAGGUCUGCAGGGAGGAGAUGGACAAGAUCAGCCGUGCAGUUAAUGAGAACUACGUGUCUGGUGGAGAGUGUCUAAAAGGUGGCAGAAAUCCGAGUGCAGAGAACGCCAAACCUCAGCAAAUGCAACCAACUGCAGGGCAACAUGCCAGUAGGGCAGUGCCGGUGUCAUUCCCUCUGUCCUCUUUGUCUCUGCAGCCGGCUGAUCAGAGGAUGAGAGCAGCCUUCCUCAGGUUUUCUUGUCGUCUGUCCUUGGACCCUGACACAGCCCACCCUACUCUGAUUCUCCUGGAGGGACCACAGGGUGCCCACUGUGGUGAGGAGCCCCAGUCUUACCCCCCUCACCCCCAGCGCUUUGACUCAGUGGCCCAGGUCCUGUGCAGGGAGGGCCAGUUUGGUGGUGCCAGCUAUUGGGAGGUGGAGUGGAGGGGUGGGGGAUGGAUUGACAUUGGUGUCACUUAUCGAGGUAUUGGACGCAAAGGUGGUGGGAAACCCUGCCUCCUGGGGCGCAACGAGAACUCCUGGCGGCUGAGGUGUACGCACGCAGGAUAUGCCGCCUGGCACGACAACCGUAAGACCACGGUGGCUGCGCCGCCCUGCCCCAGGAUCGGCGUGUUCCUGGAGCGCCAGAAAGGAGCAUUAUCCUUUUACAGCGUGUCAGACACAGUGAUGCUCCUGCACACGUUCCGUUGCCCGUUCUCUCAGCCGCUUUACCCAGCCUUCCGCCUGGACCUGGACUCCACCCUGCUCAUCUGCCCCUAUGAGGGAGGGAAUGUAAACCCAACCUAACCUUCCCUCCCUUCUUCAUCCAGGACACUUCAUUUAACUACUGCAGGAAAGGGCUGUUCACUCUGCAUAUGGAUAUGAACAUUAAAAAUAGAGUUUGCUGGUGCAGAAGCAUCACAGUCAGGAAUCUGUUUUCUUCUUCCAUACAUGCCUUCUGUCCGUGUCAGACAACAGAUUUUUCUUCAUCUUGUUUUUUAAAAACUUCUUUUUAAUUCUAAGCUAGUCUGUUGGUACUGUCUCUGUCACAUCAUACAUUAUGACUUGUCAUAGCAGGAAAAGCCCAGGAAAUACUAAUAACAACUACAAAGGCUCCAUUCCAUUUAGGUGUCCCAGUAAGGCAUGAGAGUGUGAUAGUGAGCCAACAUGCAAAAAUAUCAGAACCCUGAAACUGACACACUGAAAUGGAAUUCAGCAAUUAUUUAUGUUACUAUUUAUACCUGUGCUUUUCCAACUGUGACAUGUGACGUGUCUUCUAUGAAAAAGGCCUCUUCAAAAAAGUGCUGUGCUGUGAAAACCAUCCACUAAAAAGUAUUCACCCCUAUUUGUGUUUUACAUUGUUUUCUAUAUGGUAAAAAAAUUAGUUACAGUACAUUUAUGGGAAACGUUUUAUACUAGAGGGUGGAUUUAUUUAACUCCCCACAAUGCGGCUGAAUAUUUAAUACCUGUGACUACUUGAAUACCCACAGCAAGAGAGUUUUCUGUAUCAGCCUCACUGCCAUGUGACAUGGGAAAUCUCACUUCAUCAGUUUUUAUGAUGAAAAUGUAACACCUGCAAAAGUGACCUCAGCUUCAGAGUCAGACAAAUGAAAUGCCAUACUGUAGUUCAUGUUUUGCUUUGGGUAAUGUCUCAUAUUUUUUGAGGCCAUUUGGGGUCGAUUUUCUUGCAUGUGGGUGAUUUUUGUGAACAACACAUUUCAGGUCUGUCUUUAAAGUAGAUUAUGAAUUAAAGAGGGAAAUAUGCAUAUUCACUUCUCUUCCAAGAGUUAGACUGGAAGACUGGAGGCAGAGGGAAAGAGCUAGCCUGCCUCUGUCCAAUCACCAUCAAACUUUGUGUAAAACCACAACUUCCUGUUUUUACACUUUAGCUUCAACAACAGUUAGUGUUCAUUAAUGAGCUUUAGACAUGCUGGUAGCUCUGAGUUUAUCUCCUUUGGACAGAGUUAGUAUGCUAUGCUAAGCUAGCGGUGGCUGGUGUUGGCUUCAUAUUUACCAUACAAUCAUGAGAGUGGUACAGAUUUUCUUAUCUAACUCUUGAAAGAAAGUGAAUAAGCAUAAAUCCAAAAAAUGUCUGUUCCUUUCAGACCGCAUUCACAUUGCAUCAUAUCUAUGUCAGUAUAUAACCCAUAUUCAUUAACAAUGUAUGACUGCAUAUUCUAAAGGGAUUUUUGAAGAGACACAUGUACACACCAUCAUGUCCAUUAUUGUCUCCACUAUGCUGAUGCUGGUUCAGGUCACGCAAGCCACUACAAGGUGGCAAUAAUAUGGUGACCGAUGGUGAAUGAUUAAAAAUAUACUUAGAGUUAACUCUGUUUAAGUGGGGGAAUACCAGAAGCAUGUACUUUGCAUGCUUCCAAAUUCAAUCCUAUUAUAUCACAUAUUGAAUCAUAUCUAAUCAGUCAUGGUUAGAUUUUUUUUAAAAAAAGGAACUUGAACAUUUGAAGUCUGUCACUGCUUCCACUGACUCCUGUUUCCCUCUGGAAACAGUUUGAUUGUAGCAUUACCAUAGUCUAGCCACAGCUUUUCUUAGAUUAUGGCAUCAUUUUUCAUCGAAGCUUUCUUUUUGAAUGGUGCUAUUCCAGUGGAGUGUGAUGAUUUGACCGAGCACUGUGUGAGGGCUUUAUGUCAGCAAUUAUCAAUCCAAAAAAACAACAGGAUUACAGAACAGUUACAUAUAAUCUAUCAACUUUAUAUGCAUUUUCAAAGGCAUGUUCAAAAAUACGAGGUUGAUUAAAACAAUACUACUAGAAAACCUAUUGUAUUACACAUACUACUACAGCAAACAUUAAAAUGUAUUACAGCAAUGCUUUACAUCACCUUGCGAGUUCCACACAAGCAAGUCAAGUCUAGCAAGUCUAAUUUGCCAACCUGAUUUUGUCUGGCAGGUCAAUCACUUUUUUGCCAUGAAGUGCAUUAUUCCACAAGCUGGACUGUAGAAUUAUAUCUCCUUGUAGCAUUUCCACCUCCUGUUUACUCACUGUGCUUCCACUAUUGUUCUUUAAUGUGACUUUAAAAUAUGUUGUAUUUGUCUGAGUGUUGCUUUUUCCAAGAUGAGGUCAUUCAACCGUAGCUCGCAAUAAACUGAUCCAGGUCUGUA
This is a messenger RNA of Lates calcarifer (barramundi perch), 4265 nucleotides long. Its product is annotated as E3 ubiquitin/ISG15 ligase TRIM25. The record is from RefSeq and is a predicted model, not a curated record. NCBI's taxonomy places the organism in Eukaryota, Metazoa, Chordata, Actinopteri, Centropomidae. The coding region runs from base 119 to 1954 and encodes 611 amino acids. Gene Ontology annotation, molecular function: protein binding. The transcript has 9 exons.